UGUAUCUACUUGUGAGCUUUUACAUAAAGUACAAAAUCCUUGAAUUCAUUCAUUUGUCUCUUUUCUCCUUUUUGGCAAACUUCCACAAAUUAUAUUCCACUACCUUUAUUUGGAUAAUAACAAUAUUCAACUUCUCCAUACGCUACUUGGUUCAUGUUUUUAAACUCCAUGAUAUAAAAUAGUAAUACUAAGUAAAUCAUGCAUAUAUACACUUUUGUAAGAAAUUUUGUUAAGAAUGCUCAAGAAAAUUAUUAAUAUUUGACUUGUAUAUACAGUAUAAUUUUCUGACAUCACUCGAUGCAUGCUAUGUGGAUGUUAGUGACAGAAACUAUCAAAUGUGGUAGUAAGCUGAGUACAGAUGUUUUGCCAGAACAAGUGAUGAAGUGCAAAUGCUGCAGAAAUUGUGAGAAGAGGCCACAUUGUUAUCAUAAGGUUAAUGCUCCACUAGAAAAACCAGAAUUCAACUCCAUUUCUCAACACAAGGAACCUCUUUGGAGAUGGUUUUGUGCACUGGAAAAUGGACAUCCAUCUAGGAAUAUUAUCGAGAAGAUUUUUCUAGCAUCAACAACAAAUCCAUCAAAGCAACUUCCAACAAUAAAGAAAGUUCUAAGGGUGAACAACACCAUUGACAUGUUAGAAAAAUUCGAAAAAUACAGAGAAACUGUGAAGAAAAGGUCAUUUGGAGAGUACAAAAACCAUCCAAAAAUCACAGUUGAUGGAAAUGAAUUAUUGCAAUUUCAUAUCACGACAAUGAAUUGUUGUUAUGAACAUAUGGAAAUCAAUCCUGAUGAACUCUGUAAGGAUCUGAGUUGUUGUGUUUGCAGGCUAAUCCAAUUCAGCUUUAGAACUUCAUACAACUCGAAAAAUGGAAUUCUAUUAAGUACAAACAGUGAUGUCCUGUGUGAACACGCGAAUCGCGUCUCUAAGGGAAUGAAUGUGAAGAGAGCUGUGAUAGUUUGCAGGACAAUUGCUGGUAGAGUAGUAAGCAAGGAUGAUGUACAACUUGAUGAAGAGUAUGAUUCAACUUCAAUUGCAAGUGGACUUCACUCAAGGUCACAAAAUUUGGUUAUAAAGGACUCAAGUGCUAUACUCCCUCGCUUCAUCAUUGUUUUAGACUGAAUAUAUAUUCUUGUAUGGAGUUGAUUUUUUCUUUAAGUUAUGUGAAAUUGAGUAAAAAUGUAAUUUUCUUAAUAACUUGAUCUACGAAUAUCUCUUCUGUUA
Molecule: messenger RNA, 1221 nt
Organism: Solanum pennellii
Lineage: Eukaryota; Viridiplantae; Streptophyta; Magnoliopsida; Solanales; Solanaceae
Exons: 2
Coding region: 298-1119 (273 amino acids)
Source: RefSeq, a predicted model, not a curated record